CUGCGGGACGCCAUGGCGGCCAUGCGCAAGUCGGCCCGAGAUGUCCAGAAGUUUGUGGAGGCGGUUUCCCGGAAGCCGGCGGCAACCCCGUCGGGGCUACUGCGUGCCGCAACCACUCAGCCAGCAGGCCCCGUGCUGACGGGCGUGUCGCGAGGCCCGGUGGCAGCGACCGACAAGAGCAAGCCCCCACCGGGCGGUGCCAUCGUCUCCGUGCCCUCCUCGCCCACCAGCACCCUGUCCUCCACCUGCAGCCCCCGCGCCCGCCCCGCCCUCCAGCUGCAGCUGCAGCCGCCGCCCACGCCCGCUGCCCCCAGCGCGCUGGCCGCGCCCGUGGACGGCGAGGUGGUGAAGGACGGUGACCUCUACAACGGCAUGCGCAUCCUGGGCAAGAAACGCUCCAAGACCUGGCACAAGGGGGCGCUCAUCGCCAUCGUCACCACGGAACCUCCCAGGCCCUGGCCGACAAGUACCAAGGUGAAGUCCUCGACAGACAAGGGCAAGAGCCUGCUCUCGGGCAACCACGUGGCCUAUGGACCAUCACCCCAGGAUGACAAGCGAUGCGAGUGGAUCUACCGUGGGUCCACCCGCCUGGAGCCCAUGUUCAAUCUGAAGAUGACCACGGCCUUCCGCCAGGGCAGCCAGAGUGGUCCGCAGCGGACCCGGCCUAAUGUGGGUGCUGUACGUACGAAGGGGCCGGUGGUGCAGUACACCCAGGACCUGACCACCACCCCCCCCCUCACCACAGCAGCCCCCACCCCAGGCCCACAGCCCUCAACCCCACCCCUGCCGACCGACAAGCUGGACACUGCGGGCAUCUUGGCCCAGGCCAGGAAGCAGGUGGCCAAGAAGAGCACGUCCAACCGGCAGUCGGGGGGGCGAGGGGCCGAGCCGACCGGUGACCCCGACUCACCGUCCACCAGCGAACCGCCCGGCAAACCGGCCCCCAACCUGCCCGCCAGGUUGGUGCCGUUGCCGUUGGCGAGCGUGGAGCGAGUGGAGCCGGAUGCGGGCAAGAUGGGCGAGGAGCGAAUGCCGAUGGACCUGCCGUACCGGGCGCCGACCGACAAGCUGUUCUACCUGCCGCACACGUGCGGUCCGGGCUGCGUGGUACGUGCCGCGUCCGCCUACCGCGGGCAGCACCGCGGCCGCAACCCGCUGCUGGCCCCCCUGCUGUACGACUUCCGCCGCAUGACCGCCCGGCGCAAGGUGAACCGCAAGAUGUCCUUCCACGUGGUGUACAAGGGCCCGUGCGGCCUGGCCCUGCGCAACAUGGAGGAGGCCGAACGCUACCUGGCCCAGACCGCCGCCGACUUCCUCUACCUGGAGAUGUUCUGCUUCGACCCCUACGUGCUGGUCGACCGCAAGUUCCAGCCCCAGCGCCCCUUCUACUUCAUCCACGACAUCACCAGCGGGCGCGAGGACGUGGCCCUCUCCUGCGUCAACGAGAUCGACGCCACCCCACCCCCGCACGUGGCCUACAGCAAGGAGCGCAUCCCCGGAGAGGGGGUCUACAUUAAUACCCACACCGACUUCCUGGUGGGAUGCGAGUGCACAGACGGCUGCAAGGACAGGUCGAAAUGCGCCUGCCUGCAGCUGACCACACAAGCAACGGCCUGCAACCCAGGAGGGCAGCUCAGCUCCAGUGCUGGCUACCUGAACAAACGCCUGGAUGAGUGCUUGCCCACAGGGAUCUAUGAGUGCAACAAGCAGUGUCAGUGCAACUUGGGCCUGUGCAAUAACCGCCUGGUUCAGCAUGGCCUACAGGUCAGGCUGCAGCUCUUCAAGACCCAGAACAAGGGCUGGGGCAUCCGUGGCCUGGACGAUAUCGCCAAGGGUUCAUUCGUCUGUAUCUAUGCAGGCAAGAUCCUGACGGAUGAUUUUGCCGACAAGGAGGGCCUGGCGAUGGGCGAUGAAUACUUUGCCAACCUGGACCACAUCGAGAGCGUGGAGAAGUACAAGGAGGGCUACGAGAGCGAGGCGCCCUGCUCGUCGGACAGCAGCGGGGUGGACCUGAAGGAGGGGCGGGCCCACUCGGGCAGCGAGGCGGGGGACACCAGCUCGGACAGCUCGGACCAGAACUUUGGCGGGGGGACGGACGAGGCCUAUGUGCCGGGCUCGGUGUGGCGGAGUUACGUCACCCGCACCAAGAGCCGGGAGCAGAAGGAGAACGGGUCGGAGGCUGGAGUGGGCGCGGGAGUGACCCGGCAGCCUGGCGCGGACGAAACCGCCCCCUGCAAGCUCCCCUCUACGGAGGAGACGGCCAAACACAAGGUGGCCUCGUGGCUGAGCGGUCUCCCGGCCGAUGAGGCCGCGCUGGACUCUGACAGCCGCUCCUCCUUCAAGAUGGCGGACGGGCCAGCGGCAACAGCGGCAAACGCAACCGCCGCCACGGGCGAGAGUCGGCCCCCCCCCACUCGCGACGAGGGCAUGAAGCCCCCCGCCCUCCUCAAGGCCGAGCUGCCGACGUUCCCGACCACGCCCAGCGUCAAGCACGAGACCCCCACCAAGGAGGAGCCCGGGCUGGCCGUCGACACCAAGCAUGGAGGCCGGCUGGAGGUGGAGAGGAGGGAGGGCAAGGUGGAGGUGACCGAGGGCAGCAGCAGCAGCAAGAUCUCACUGCCCUUCAACAACUCCGCCCGCAACUUUGGCUACAACCCGCGGCCCCCCAGGAGUGAGGGCAUCCGUCGACCAGUCAGCAAGACCACCCUUCUACAAGCCCGGCGUAACUCGGCCCCCCAGCCCGUCUCCAAGGAUGAGGUGAUGACACUGUCCAGCAGCUCGGAC
Messenger RNA from Leucoraja erinaceus (little skate), 2784 nucleotides. RefSeq names its product histone-lysine N-methyltransferase SETDB1-like. Gene Ontology annotation, biological process: negative regulation of gene expression; heterochromatin organization. Gene Ontology annotation, cellular component: nucleus. NCBI's taxonomy places the organism in Eukaryota, Metazoa, Chordata, Chondrichthyes, Rajiformes, Rajidae. The record is from RefSeq and is a predicted model, not a curated record. Gene Ontology annotation, molecular function: histone H3K9 methyltransferase activity; zinc ion binding; DNA binding.